Messenger RNA from Cydia strobilella, 4356 nucleotides. Its product is annotated as sister chromatid cohesion protein PDS5 homolog A-A-like. The coding region runs from base 241 to 4356 and encodes 1371 amino acids. The record is from RefSeq and is a predicted model, not a curated record. The transcript is spliced from 13 exons. Lineage: Eukaryota; Metazoa; Arthropoda; Insecta; Lepidoptera; Tortricidae. Gene Ontology annotation, biological process: mitotic sister chromatid cohesion; DNA repair. Gene Ontology annotation, cellular component: nucleus; chromatin.
CUAACUUCGCUGUAGUUUUUCCCGCAGUUUGGCGUCCACACGGACUGAUAUAAAAAAUAUUAUACAAAAUUUCUAUGAAUUUAGAUCAAUAGGACAUUACAAUCCCCGUGUGUUUUGUUCUGCAGUGAUGUUCUAAUGGAUGUAAUAUGUUUGUUCUGUGAUUGUUUUGUUUGAUAGCUGCCGUGGCGGUUUUGUAAACACGGGAAACGGGACCCACGUCUAUGACUUAUCAUUGGCAGUAUGGCGGAAAUAGUGUACCCGCAAGGCUGCAGGCCUAUCACCGAUGACCUAGGACCCGAUGAGCUAGUGCGGAGACUUAAGGCAUUGGCGCACACUCUCCAAGGGUUAGGCCAGGAUGAGGGCAUGUACCAGCAAUACAUCCCUCUGGCAAUCCACCUCGCCGACGAGUUCUUCCUCGCCAACCCCUCUCGCGACGUUCAGCUUCUGAUAGCAUGUUGUAUCGCGGAUGUACUGCGUGUGUACGCUCCUGAAGCGCCGUAUAAAGACCAGGAACAGGUGAAGACAAUAUUCCUGUUCCUAAUCAACCAGCUGCAAGGCCUCCGGGACCCAAAGGACCCGGCAUUCAAACGCUACUUCUACCUGCUUGAGAACCUUGCCUAUGUCAAGUCGUUUAACAUGUGCUUUGAGUUGGAAGACUGCCAGGAGAUCUUCUGCGCUCUGUUCUCGCUCAUGUUCAAGAUUGUCAACACGGAGCACUCGUCCAAAGUGAAAUCCUUCAUGCUGGACGUCCUGUGCCCGCUGAUCACAGAGUCGGACGUGGUCUCCAACGAGCUGCUGAACGUGAUCCUCAUGAACCUGGUGGAGCCGAACAAGCGUGAGAGAAAGCACGCGUACGCGCUCGCCAAGGAGCUGAUCAGCAAGACGAGCGAAACUUUAGAACCUUAUAUACAGGCGUUCUUCAACCACGUCCUAAUCCUCGGAAAAGAAGAAAAAACCCUCCUAAUCUUCUCUAAAGUAUACGAGCUUAUCUACGAACUGAACCAAUGCUGCCCCUCCAUCCUCAUCGCCGUGCUACCCCAGCUCGAAUGCAAGCUCAAAUCCGCGCAGUUCCAGGAGAGACUCAGCGCUGUCGCCCUACUUGCUAGAAUGUUCUCCGAACCCGGAUCGGGACUUGCCAAGCAGUACCCAGCCCUAUGGCGAGCUUUCCUAGGACGCUUUAAUGAUAUAGCUGUCCCGAUUCGAAUCAAAUGUGUCCAGUAUUGCAUGCACUUCUUAGUGCACCACCCAGACUUGAGAAAAGAUAUAACAGAGACAUUGAAAAUGCGACAGCAUGAUGCUCAUGAACAGGUUAGGUAUGAAGUCGUUAUGGCUAUAAUUGCAACAGCACAGAGAGAUUUCCAAGCGGUAGCCGAAUCAGAAGACCUGCUCCAUUUUGUAAGAGAAAGAACUCUGGAUAAAAAAUUCAAAAUCCGUAAAGAAGCUAUGUCAGGUUUAGCUAUGAUUUACAGAAAAUUCUUGACUGAAGAAAGCGUGCCGCCGGCUACAGAGAAGGCGGUACAAUGGAUUAAAGAUAAAAUCCUCCACGGAUAUUAUAUGACCGCUCUAGAAGACAGAUUGCUUGUUGAAAGACUGUUAAACACUUCUCUCGUUCCUUACUGGACUCUGCAAAGGAACAAAUAUACGAUUAGAAUGAAGAAGUUAUACUAUCUAAUGUCUAAUGUCGACGCUAACGCAACUAAAGCGUUUAUAGAACUUCAAAAGCAUCAGUUAGCGGUCCGUCGUACGGUCGCCGAAUGGGUAGAGCUACACAGAAAACCACCGACACCAGCGGUGCAAAAGGAAUUGAUUGCUAAAGUCUUACACAUAAGCUCCAAGUUCCUGCCGGAGUCGGUGAAGGCACAGGAGUUCUUAAAUAAGUUCUCGGCUCAUAUGAAACAGGCGCCCGAGCUGCUGCAGGGAAUGGAGAUGAUACUGAAUCCUAAUGUUAGCUGCGAAGUGUGCUUUCGUACCACGUCGAACGUGCUAAAGAAACUCGGCCAGCCCGUGAUGACAAACCUCUACUACAACACAGUAAAGAUGCUGCUGGAACGCGUCAGCUCCGUAAUGAUCGACCACGAGGCUCUGCUCAUCCUCGUCGGUUAUGUAGAGGGCGCUUGUAGGGGCUCUGACGACUCCAUCGCUGAGGAGUGCGGCACAACACAAAAAGUGGCAGCAGAGCGCGGCCUGAAGCUCCUAGUGAUGCUCUCCUUCGUGUUUCCGUCGCACUUCUUACACUCAGACGUAUUGGAACGACUCACAGCUCUUCUGGAACAUGAGGAUGAAUCUGUGGCGCCGCAUAUUCUAGCCGCGCUCACGUUCCUUGGGAAAUAUCGCCCGCUGAGCGAGGCGUGUCCAUCUCUGUUCCCGCGACUGACCUCGCUGUGCAAGGCGUACGCCGAAGUCGGCACGCCCAAACAGGCCAAGAAUGCUGUCAGAUGCCUAUUCGUGAACGUGCCGGAGCAGCGCUCUGCCAUCUUUACCGAAAUCCUGGAGACGCUGAAAGGCACGCUAACUCCACAUUCUGAGCAUUACCGCACAGCCAUAGUGACGCUCGGACACAUCGCCCACAACCUGCCGGAGACCUUCCCUCUGCACAUCAAGAACAUCGUCUCCAGAAAGAUCGUGAAGGAGCUUCUACUCGUAGUCCGCUUGGGUGGCGGCGGGCCUCGCGCGCCCGACGACGAGUGGUGCGCGUGCGCCGAGGAAGAGCUGCCGGAGGAGACCCGCUCCCGCUGCAAGCUCGAGGGGCUCAAGUGUAUCGAGGGUGGCGGCGGGCCUCGCGCGCCCGACGACGAGUGGUGCGCGUGCGCCGAGGAAGAGCUGCCGGAGGAGACCCGCUCCCGCUGCAAGCUCGAGGGGCUCAAGUGUAUCGAGGGUGGCGGCGGGCCUCGCGCGCCCGACGACGAGUGGUGCGCGUGCACCGAGGAAGAGCUGCCGGAGGAGACCCGCUCCCGCUGCAAGCUCGAGGGGCUCAAGUGUAUCGAGGGUGGCGGCGGGCCUCGCGCGCCCGACGACGAGUGGUGCGCGUGCACCGAGGAAGAGCUGCCGGAGGAGACCCGCUCCCGCUGCAAGCUCGAGGGGCUCAAGUGUAUCGAGGGUGGCGGCGGGCCUCGCGCGCCCGACGACGAGUGGUGCGCGUGCACCGAGGAAGAGCUGCCGGAGGAGACCCGCUCCCGCUGCAAGCUCGAGGGGCUCAAGUGUAUCGAGGGUGGCGGCGGGCCUCGCGCGCCCGACGACGAGUGGUGCGCGUGCACCGAGGAAGAGCUGCCGGAGGAGACCCGCUCCCGCUGCAAGCUCGAGGGGCUCAAGUGUAUCGAGGGUGGCGGCGGGCCUCGCGCGCCCGACGACGAGUGGUGCGCGUGCACCGAGGAAGAGCUGCCGGAGGAGACCCGCUCCCGCUGCAAGCUCGAGGGGCUCAAGUGUAUCGAGGGUGGCGGCGGGCCUCGCGCGCCCGACGACGAGUGGUGCGCGUGCACCGAGGAAGAGCUGCCGGAGGAGACCCGCUCCCGCUGCAAGCUCGAGGGGCUCAAGUGUAUCGAGGGUGGCGGCGGGCCUCGCGCGCCCGACGACGAGUGGUGCGCGUGCACCGAGGAAGAGCUGCCGGAGGAGACCCGCUCCCGCUGCAAGCUCGAGGGGCUCAAGUGUAUCGAGGGUGGCGGCGGGCCUCGCGCGCCCGACGAGGCGACGACGAGUGGGUGGCGGCGGGCCUCGCGCGCCCGACGAGGCGACGACGAGUGGUGCGCGUGCGCCGAGGAAGAGCUGCCGGAGGAGACCCGCUCCCGCUGCAAGCUCGAGGGGCUCAAGUGUAUCGAGGGUGGCGGCGGGCCUCGCGCGCCCGACGACGAGUGGUGCGCGUGCGCCGAGGAAGAGCUGCCGGAGGAGACCCGCUCCCGCUGCAAGCUCGAGGGGCUCAAGUGUAUCGAGGGUGGCGGCGGGCCUCGCGCGCCCGACGACGAGUGGUGCGCGUGCGCCGAGGAAGAGCUGCCGGAGGAGACCCGCUCCCGCUGCAAGCUCGAGGGGCUCAAGUGUAUCGAGGGUGGCGGCGGGCCUCGCGCGCCCGACGACGAGUGGUGCGCGUGCGCCGAGGAAGAGCUGCCGGAGGAGACCCGCUCCCGCUGCAAGCUCGAGGGGCUCAAGUGUAUCGAGGGUGGCGGCGGGCCUCGCGCGCCCGACGACGAGUGGUGCGCGUGCGCCGAGGAAGAGCUGCCGGAGGAGACCCGCUCCCGCUGCAAGCUCGAGGGGCUCAAGUGUAUCGAGGGUGGCGGCGGGCCUCGCGAGAUGACACUGCCCUACUUUUUUCCGCAAAGUCAACAAACGAGGUCUACGAGUUCGCACAACGCGGAUUUAAUGUUGUAA